This is a messenger RNA of Lolium rigidum, 2163 nucleotides long. Its product is annotated as BEL1-like homeodomain protein 9. Gene Ontology annotation, molecular function: RNA polymerase II cis-regulatory region sequence-specific DNA binding; DNA-binding transcription factor activity, RNA polymerase II-specific. The coding region runs from base 1 to 1830 and encodes 609 amino acids. Gene Ontology annotation, biological process: regulation of transcription by RNA polymerase II. NCBI's taxonomy places the organism in Eukaryota, Viridiplantae, Streptophyta, Magnoliopsida, Poales, Poaceae. The record is from RefSeq and is a predicted model, not a curated record. The transcript is spliced from 4 exons.
AUGGCGUCUCCCGCCGGCGGGUACGGCGGCGUCACGGGGAGCGCCGUCGACACCCAUCACCAGCACCACCACGGCCACAUGCUGCUUCAUAGCCAUGCACACCACGUGGCAGCCGCCGCCGCCGCGUCGGGCGGGCAGCUCUUCCACGUGCCGCAGCACAGCCGCCGCGAGAAGCUCCGGUUCCCGCCGGACUCCGCCGUGGGGGACUCGCCACCAACCCCCCUCCCCCCACAGCAGCACCACCACCACCACCAGCAACAGACCGGGGCGUGGCCGCCUCCGGCUUUCUACUCCUACGCCUCCUCCUCAUCCUCCUACUCGCCGCACAGCCCCACGGUGGUGCAGGGGCACCUCGUGCCCAACGGGCUCGACCCGCACCCGCAGGCACAUCAGCAUCAACCGCAGCAGCAGCUCACGCAGAUCCCGACGCAGAACUUCGCGCUGUCCCUCUCCUCCGCGUCGUCCAAUCCCGCCACGGCGCCCCCGACGCCCAAGCGGCAGCAGCUAACCGGCGGCCCGUCAACGGCCGCCGGGCCGUACGGUCCAUUCACCGGCUACGCCACGGUGCUCGGCCGCUCCAGGUUCCUCGCCCCGGCGCAGAAGCUGCUCGAGGAGAUCUGCGACGUGGGCGCCGCCGCCGCGCACGUCGACCGCAGUCUCCCCGACGAGGGCCUGCUCGACGCGGACCCCACGGACGCCGCCGACGGCCAGGACCUGGACAACGACGCCGACCGCGGCGAGGCCUCCGACGCCGGACCCAUGUCCGGCGCCGAGCAGCAGUGGAAGAAGACCAAGCUCAUCUCCAUGAUGGAAGAGGUUUGCAAGAGGUACAGGCAGUACUACCAGCAGGUCCAGGCCGUGAUCGCCUCCUUCGAGAGCGUCGCCGGGUUCAACAAUGCCGCACCGUUCGCGGUCAUGGCUCUGAGGGUCAUGGCGAAGCACUUCAGGCACCUCAAGUCCAUGAUACUGCACCAGCUGCGCAACACGAGCAAGAUGCCCGUCAAAGAAGGCAUGAGCAAAGACAUCACCAUAUUUGGCCUUGGCGGCGGCGGCGGCACCGUCGGCUUCCAGAGAGGGGGUAGUGUCAGCGGCUUUGGCCAGCCGCACAACAUUUGGCGCCCUCAGAGGGGGCUUCCGGAGCGCUCGGUGACCGUUCUCCGCGCUUGGCUCUUCGAGCACUUCCUGCAUCCGUAUCCUACUGAUGGCGACAAGCAAAUGCUGGCUAAACAAACUGGUUUGACAAGGAAUCAGGUCUCGAACUGGUUUAUUAAUGCGAGGGUUAGGCUCUGGAAGCCUAUGGUCGAAGAAAUACACAACCUUGAGAUGAGGCAAAUCCACAAGCACUCACCUCUCGACAAGGCGCAGCAUGGCAUUCACAAUCAGACUGAGAAUUCGUCGCGGCGCAAUGGGAAGCGCUCUGAACCCUGCGAUUCGCAGCCGUUGCAAAGCAGCAGCAUCACAAGGAACCACAACACCACAACUUCCCAUGGCUUCCAGGAUGAACUCUCCCAGAUGUCCCACUCCAUCCAGGGCCAGGUGAGCUUCGCAGGAUAUAGCGCGCUGUCAUCGCAGCAGCACAACAUGGCAUCACCGCAACACCAUCAUGUCAGCGGGGCGGGGAAUGGUGGCGUCUCCCUCACUCUCGGCCUCCACCAGAACAACAGGAUCUGCUUCGGCGAGCCACUGCCGUCGACGAUCCCGGCCAACCUCGCCCACCGUUUCGGGCUGGAGGAUGUGAGUGACCCCUACGUGAUGGGCUCAUUCGGAGGCCAGGACAGGCACUUCGCCAAGGAGAUCGGCGGCCACUUGCUCCAUGAUUUCGUCGGGUGAUCGAUGCCGGUGUCUGCUUGCUUUUCUCGUCGUACUGUCCGCCUGAUGAUGCACAUUGUAACGUACGAACUACUAGUAUGCUAGGAUGGUAUAUAAGUCAAUCAAUCAUUUCGCAGCUUGGCUUGAUCGGUCUGAUCAGUCGAUUUCUUUGGAGGGCGGAAGAAACUUUGAUAUGCCCUUCCAUGUAGAUUCAGGUAUGUUGUCAAACAUUCAACACUUUGUGGGCUACACGGAGCUUGACAAUACUUUCCAAAAGGCAUGGCUUUGCCAUUUGUUCUCUAAGCUUUUGGAUUAACCUGUGGUAAUGAAAUGGAUGCCUUUGGCUUGGAGCCU